CCCAUUUCACGAACUGGGAAGCCCCGACGCUGACCCGGCGGUAUCUCCACCGUCUGGCUGUGUCUCGGUGUCGGACCAGCAGCGUGUUAAUCGCUUUGGCGGCAGGAAGAUGAACAUGACGUUGGUUUGGUCAAUCAACGACGGGAGAUGACGAAUAGAGCUCGAAAACUCUUGGUUUAUCGGCGGCUUUGAUGCUUUUUCCUGCAGCUUCGAUCGCCGUUGGCUGGCUGCAAGUGAGGCGGCUUCAGCAGGGUUGAUCAAUACUACAGCGGCUGGGAAUACUGCUGCCGCUGGAAAGUUGCUGCUGGGAUUUAGGAGGGAUCGACGAGCAACCACUGGGCCCAAAUAAACCGACACGUGCUGCUCACGUGGCUGGGCCCAAAUAAACGAAUCUCGUACUCGGCCCAGUGAGUAGUGUUUUUUACGGCUCCUCCUUCCAAUUUCACUUUUUUCACGCUACUUGCCGUCGUCUCCGCACAAGCUUGCCGUCGUUCUUCAUCUUCAUCUUCAUCUUCUUCGUCUUGGCCUCUAUAAUCUCGCGCAAUUAAAAGCCAAUGUUCUACCGUAGCCGAAUUGAGCACUCAUUGCGUCUGCCUCCUUCUCUGCUUAGCCUUCGUCUACAAGAUGCAGUUAAGGGAGAGCUUGAGAAGCUAUUCUUAGAUAAGGUUAUCUCGAAUUUGGGACUUUGCAUUUCUGUCUAUGAUAUCCAAUCCAUUAAAGAUCACUUCAUCUUACCAAAUGAUGGUCAUCCAACUCUAACGGUGGUGUUCACACUGAUUAUGUUUCGUCCAUUUGUGGGAGAGAUAAUUACUGCAAAAGUCAUAGGGUCUACUGCUGAUGGUUUACGUUUGUCACUGGGAUUUUUUGAUGAUAUUUAUAUACCUACUCAUCGUUUUCCUACACCAUGCCACAAGAAGGAUGACUCAAAAAGGAAUGUCGUCUUAUGGUAUUGGAAGCCUUCUGAUGAUGAAUUUUCAAUUGAUUUGAAGGACCAGAUACGAUUCCAGGUUGAAAGUGUAAACUAUCCUAAAAUUCCAAUUGAGCAGCCAGAAAACUCAAAACCAUUUGCCCCUAUGGAGGUUAAAGGGUCAAUUGAUUUUGAUGGUUUAGGGCCUGUUCAUUGGUGGCAAGAUGUAGAUGAAGAAGCUUCUUAAGCUCACGGACUCUUUAUCUUUAGCAAAGGCGUGCUACUUGAAUCACGAUUCUCGUAAUUGUGUUUGAAGGCAAGGAGACAAAUUUGGUAGAGCAUGUAAAUUCUUAAUUGUAGAUGGAACUUAAGCCAUUUAGUUUCAAAUUCGAAGGGAGAUAUCUUUUUGGAUACCAGCUUGCAUUAUCGUUCUUUACCAGCAUUGUCGCAUUUCUCUCCUUGUUUCCUUGUUUACCAAAUUGUGAUACUGCAACAGCACUUUGUGGGCUAUAGAGACUGAGAGAGUUGACCAGGUAUUAAAUGGACAAAAACUUAUGAUUCACUCGUUACCUUCCAUUUAUAAAUUAUCAAUGAAACACUUAUGUCACUAUGACAAAAUUUGAUUUGUUUA
This is a messenger RNA of Rosa chinensis, 1538 nucleotides long. Its product is annotated as DNA-directed RNA polymerase III subunit RPC8. Lineage: Eukaryota; Viridiplantae; Streptophyta; Magnoliopsida; Rosales; Rosaceae. The record is from RefSeq and is a predicted model, not a curated record. The transcript has 9 exons. The coding region runs from base 555 to 1154 and encodes 199 amino acids. Gene Ontology annotation, biological process: DNA-templated transcription; transcription initiation at RNA polymerase III promoter. Gene Ontology annotation, cellular component: RNA polymerase III complex.